Molecule: messenger RNA, 399 nt
Organism: Histoplasma capsulatum G186AR
Lineage: Eukaryota; Fungi; Ascomycota; Eurotiomycetes; Onygenales; Ajellomycetaceae
Exons: 1
Coding region: 1-399 (132 amino acids)
Source: RefSeq, a predicted model, not a curated record
AUGUAUUGCGGUCGGUUUCGCGUUGUUGAUAGCAAAGGCGGGGAAGGCAGUGUUGACCACACAGGCCUAACAACUGACGAUAGGGAAUGCGCGAGGACGCAUUCCCGAUCGAUCAGGGAGUAUUACGGAUUCGGGUUUAUCGGUGGGAGUGAAGCUAUUCCGAUGGAUAGGGUGAGGGGGAUGGGAGGCGGAGAUGAGAGUAGAGGUGAGGAAAGCGGCUGGUUUGGGGGAACGGCUCCGAAGGCGGUUGUCCGCAAUGGAGAAGAGAGGCUAAGCGAAACGGGUGAUGGAUUGACCUGGGCGGCGCUUGGGGACAAUUCCAAAUCAGAGCUCUUAGCCACCGUGGACGGCAGCUAUAGAGUGACAGCUGUGAUGAUAUUAAGGGCUUUUGAGUGUUGA